Messenger RNA from Cololabis saira (Pacific saury), 5639 nucleotides. It is a transcript of the gene dla, whose product is annotated as deltaA. Gene Ontology annotation, molecular function: calcium ion binding. Gene Ontology annotation, cellular component: membrane. The coding region runs from base 2486 to 4651 and encodes 721 amino acids. The transcript has 12 exons. NCBI's taxonomy places the organism in Eukaryota, Metazoa, Chordata, Actinopteri, Beloniformes, Belonidae. The record is from RefSeq and is a predicted model, not a curated record. Gene Ontology annotation, biological process: cell communication; multicellular organism development; Notch signaling pathway.
GUUGAUGGGAUGUGAAACUGGAGUUGUCCACCUUCAACCAUCCUGAACCUUCUGCUGAACUUCCCUUUUCCUUUUGAACGCCAACAACCAAUGUUGGAACAGGAAGAGGUUCAGAUCAGCCUGAGAUCUGUUUGCUGCUUCCAUGCUCACGAUGGGAUGGUAAGUUAACUUUACUGGGGGAUAAGUUGGAGGUAUUAGAUUGCAUCUCUCAAACUCCCCGUUACAAACUCAAUAAGUCCAAGUCUUAGCUUUCAUGUCAGAGGUUCAUUAUUAUCAUCACAAUGAACCUUCCCGCCAACGCUGGAAGAAAAGUCAGUUUUAUUAGUAGAAAGGGCUUCAGGUAUAAUGGCUGUAACCAUGGAGACGGGCUCCAGUGACGUCAUAGGGGCUGGAUGAAAAGGAGAAAGCGUGCCAGGCUCGGGAGCGCGCAUGUGCCUGAGCAGGUAGACACAGAAACCUCCCGCGGGGACGCGCAUAGCUGAGCCCGGUGACGUCAUAAAUGAGCCCACGUGGUCGUGCGUGCGGCUAGAGACCCCCUUAUAGAGAAAGAGAAGAAGAAGAAAAGCCCACAUCUAAUGAACGACCUAAUUAAGCUUGAAACCCCCACUUUCUGGAUCUUUAUUCAGACACGCGCGAGAGCGGGCGCGUUCCCGCGGAGGCGCGCGGACUCCAGCAGCAGAUCCGACUCCUUCUCCUCCCAAACACAGACUAGUUCAGGUUCCAGGCACAGGAAACAAACACAAGUGACAUCUGACCGGUGAAAGUUGCGUUUGGUGUGACAUGAAAAGCGCGUGAGCGCGCGCCGAGGAAGGCGCGUGCCCGCUGUUGUUGAGGGAGAGCAGGUGCUGAAUUACCAUCCAAUACAUCCAUGAUUACCAUACAGCUGGGGGGGGGGGACCCUGCUCACACACACACACCAUGCAGCUGGGGGGGACUGCUCCUCCACACACACACACACACACACACAAUCACUAAAGUUCCCCCUCAAGUUGGCCACGCGAGCGACUCCAGUGCGCGCGCAUGUCCCCCCCCUACACACACACACACACACACACACACACACACACACACACACACACACACACACACACACACACACACACACACACACACACACACACACACACACACACACACACACACACACACACACACACACACACACACACUCCCAGCCCCAGAAUGAGGAGAAGGAGAGCAGGACGGGGAAACAAGAGCGCGGCCCCUCAAGUCGUUUACCUCAUCCUGCAGCGCUGCCAAGGAAUGUUUUCUUUAGUCUUUUCACUCUUUUCAAAGCAUCAAAUUCUUCCCACAGCCAGAAAUACCAAAAUUCAGAGAGUUUGUGCAUGCUGAGAAAAGGGCAGGGGAGGAAGAGAGAAAGAGGGGGAGGGCUUGAAAACAAUUAACUGAGUCAGAGUUUGAUCAAGGAACUUCUUUUUUUUCUCAGUUUGUGAUGAUGGGAGGUUUUUGAAUCAAAUAUCAGUCGCUGAAAACACUUAAGAAGCCCAAACUAAGAGGUCGGUCCAGUCAGUGAGGGAACAGCUGUAUGGAUCAAUGCAGCACAUGCCACGAGGAAACCUGGCAGCUGCGGGUUCAAAAGACUCUGGAAACAACUUCCAGUUGUGUUUCUGCAAACUUCCAUUUUCCUGUUUUCACAGUGCAAAAGUCAACACACCUUUUUACAGUCGACACUGUGACUGAUACAUUAAAUGAAACCAGCUGACAGAUCUUUUCUGGUCCAUAACUAGACCUUGUCCUCAGAACUCCCAGCUUUCUGUUAAAGUGUCUGAUUUCCAACAUGCCCGUUUGAGAGUUUGGCCAUGUCUGAUAUUGUGUGUGGCGCUGCAGCAGGAAUGAGGAGGCUGCUGGGGUGCUUGGAUGGGACCCCAUUGUGAAGAGCCCGUCCAGAUUGGGAAGUGUUGGAGGAGGAGGGGCCCAUUUGCAUGUUAUUACCAUAGCAUGUAGGGGCCAUAUAUAACCGGCUGCAGGCCGCCUCGGCUACAGACAGACGCACAGUGCACAGUGAGGAGAGACAUUAGGGUGAAGCAUGUUGGACCAGUGACAAAUCUGUCCCUGGGUUAGACCUUCAUAUUUAGGAAAGGGAAGAGAGAGGAAAAAAAAAGCCGGAAAUUUGUCACUUUCUUUCAAAGGAGCCACUCGCUGAUCUUCUUUACGCACUGGAUUAAUGCUUUAUGACGGAGCUGGAGGACUUUCUCUACCUUUUUUUUAAUCACCUGCCACAAACUCGCACAAGUUCACGUAUUGUUCUGUGGUUUAAACUUGAAAGGUCUGGGAUUUAUCCGUCUUUGUUCCUCGGGACAUGAAUCACAGCAGCCCAGCAAGCGAGGGCAGCAGUUGAUGAGAAAAACCCUGCGAGGCGACAGAAACGUGCUCAAUGCAUCUCUCCCAGAGGGAUUGAACAGGAGGAGGCACCCUGAGGACAAGCCAAGCCCCGAGACUUUCUUCUAUUUAUUUAUUAUUUAUUAUGUAUUUAUUUAAUAUGGGGCGUGCCAUCCUGGUGACUCUUACCGUCAUGUCCAUGUUGCUGUGCCAGGGGUUUUGUUCUGGAGUUUUUGAGCUGAAGUUGCAGGAGUUUCUGAACAAGAAGGGAGUACAGGGCAACAAAAACUGCUGUACGGGAGGCUUCGCAUCGUCCUACCAGCAGCAGUGUGAAUGUAAAACCUUCUUCCGGAUCUGCCUGAAGCACUACCAGCCCAACGCGUCCCCGGAGCCGCCGUGCACGUACGGGGGCGCCGUGACGCCCGUGCUGGGCUCCAACUCCUUCCAGGUGCCGGACGCCAUCCCGGAGAGUGCGUUCAGCAACCCCAUCAGGAUGAACUUCGGCUUCACGUGGCCGGGGACCUUCUCCCUGAUCAUCGAAGCGUUACACACCGAUUCCAAAGAGGACCUUUCCACAGAGCACCCGGAGCGGGUGAUCAGCACCAUGACCACGCAGAGACACCUGACCGUGGGGGAGGACUGGUCCCAGGACCUGCACACCGUGGGCAGGACGGAGCUCAAGUUCUCCUACCGCUUCGUGUGCGACGAGCACUACUACGGGGACGGAUGCUCGGUGUUCUGCCGGCCGCGGGACGACGCCUUCGGACACUUCACCUGCGGGGAGCGCGGGGAGAUCGUGUGCGACGCCGGCUGGAAGGGCCAGUACUGCACUGAGCCAAUCUGCCUGCCAGGGUGUGACGAGGAGCACGGCUUCUGCGAGAAACCUGGCGAGUGCAAGUGCAGAGUGGGAUUCAAAGGCCGCUACUGCGACGAGUGCAUCCGUUACCCGGGCUGUCUCCACGGGACCUGCCAGCAGCCCUGGCAGUGCAACUGCCAGGAGGGCUGGGGGGGGCUCUUCUGCAACCAAGAUCUCAACUACUGCACUCACCACAAGCCCUGCAUGAAUGGAGCCACUUGUAGCAACACUGGUCAGGGCAGCUACACCUGUUCCUGCCGGCCCGGCUUCUCUGGGGCCAGCUGUGAGAUCAAGGUCAACGAAUGUGCUGGAAGCCCCUGCCGGAACGGAGGGAGCUGCACUGAUUUGGAAAAUACAUAUACGUGCACUUGCCCUCACGGUUUCUAUGGCAACAACUGCGAGCUGAGUGCCAUGACUUGCGCUGAUGGGCCGUGCUCCAACGGCGGCCGCUGUGCUGACAACCCAGACGGAGGUUAUUUCUGCCAGUGCCCCACAGGAUACGCCGGCUUCAACUGCGAGAAGAAGAUCGAUCACUGCACCUCCGGCCCCUGCUCCAACGGCGCGCGCUGCGUGGACCUGGUCAACUCCUACCUGUGCCAGUGUCCCGACGGCUUCACUGGUAUGAACUGUGACCACACCGGGGACGAGUGUUCAGCCUUCCCCUGCCAGAACGGGGGCACGUGCCAAGACGGCCUCAACGGCUACACCUGCACCUGCCCGCCAGGAUACACCGGCCGCAACUGCAGCUCCCCCAUCAGCCGCUGCGAGCACAACCCCUGCCACAACGGCGCCACGUGCCACGAGAGAAACAACCGCUACGUGUGCGCCUGCGGCCCCGGGUACGGGGGCAGGAACUGCCAGUUCCUGCUGCCGGAGCACGCGGCCAUCCGCGGCUCGGAGGUGCCCUGGAUGGCCAUCGGCUCCGGCGUGCCCCUGGUGCUGCUGCUGGUGGCCGGCUGUGCCGUGAUGGUCGGGUUCCUCCGCUCUAAAGCCCAGCAAGGCGGUCCGGUAGAAACCGUUGGUGAGGUAGAGACAAUAAACAACCUGACCAACAACUGUCACCGGAGUGAGCGGGACCUGGCCGUCAGCGUGAUGCCCACACCAGGGGUCAAAAACAUCAAUAAGAAGAUGGACUUCUGCAGCGGUGACCCCGACGAAGGUUCCUCACCAGACAGGAGCAGCUACAAGAGCCGCCAUCCACCUGCAGACUACAACUUCGUACACGAGGUCAACUACGAGCAGGCGGCCAAAGAGGUCAUGCUGGAGGCCGCCUGCGAGGACAUGUGCCAAUCCCUGGACUCGUUUGAGUUCGAGGAGAAACGCAGCAAACGCUUAAAAUGCGAUGCAUCAGAAAAGAAAACCCCAGAACUGUCUGCAUGUGCGGACACCAAGUACAAAUCUGUGUUUGUGAUGUCAGAGGAGAAGGACGAAUGUAUAAUUGCAACAGAGGUGUAACAAGCCACCAACGGGCUGCCCGUUGCUCAUUUGUUCUAUGGGAGAGUUUUUAUGCUCCUUCAGAUGCUGCUCUAACCCUAGGGGGAGGUGUCCCGCCUUGAGACUGCUGCUGAUACUGAGACGUUUAACUGAUAUUCAGAGUGAGCUGGUUCUCUACUGGUAACUAAGUGUAGGCAGCUGCGGCCUGUGGGAUAAGAACUGGCAGGGUAAAAAAAGAAAUAGAUAAAUGAAUAAAAGUUUACGGUUGAAAGUAAACUGCCACUUAGCUUUCUGUUCUGCUCUUCAUCAGAGGGUGGAGGUUGAAACGUGAGAUACGAAUGAACUUUGUCACGCGGGGAAAACGUACGACGCUCCGAGUUUUGUUUUUGCAACAUUUGCACCCGGGCCUUUUCUUUAUUCCACACGCCGUUGCUGAGCGCAGGAACUGCAUCAAACGGUGGAUGUUUGGCCAUACUGGCCUGCUCUUCGCGAGGGUGUUUACGUGGGCCUGCACCCAUCACCACGCCGGUGAAGACUGUAUGUAUACUUGAUCACUGUGUUCACUGAAGUGCGUUUUCUCCCCCAAGCCCUCCAAACCAUUUAUGACGUAGUAUUGUUCUUUCUUUCUCUCGUUUGGGACAUGAAAUCUUUGUCUUAAUUAAUAAUAAAAGUGUUGCUUUUUGAUACAGAUUGUCUUUUUGUAAAAUAAAAUAAAGAAAAAAAACCACAAGAAAAAUGUUAUGAUUUAAAAUUAUGAUUUAAUUUAAGUUAAUUUAAUUAUUUUGUGUUAUUUUUAUUUUGUAAUGUAUAUUUGUGAUGUUUGUUAUGAUUAUUUAAGUCGCUUUUCUUUUCAAUGAUGAUAUUUGCAAAGGCACUUCAUGUCGAUGGGAAUUUUUUUUAAGAAAAUGUUAUUUAAGAGGGGUGUACAAAUUGUUAUGUUACCGUUUCCUUUACAGUUUUUGAAUGAAGGAAUUAGCCAAGACUAUUUUUCCAAAUAAAUAUUUCUAAA